Messenger RNA from Pyrus x bretschneideri (Chinese white pear), 1256 nucleotides. RefSeq names its product (+)-cis,trans-nepetalactol synthase NEPS1-like. NCBI's taxonomy places the organism in Eukaryota, Viridiplantae, Streptophyta, Magnoliopsida, Rosales, Rosaceae. The record is from RefSeq and is a predicted model, not a curated record. Bases 328 to 1143 code for a protein of 271 amino acids. Gene Ontology annotation, molecular function: oxidoreductase activity. The transcript has a single exon.
UCAUUUUGUUUAAAAUUUGGUUUUGAAAACCACAUGAUAAGAUAAUGUCAAUGAGACCAAAUUUUAAAAUAAAUUUACAAAUGAAAUAAUAUGAUUGUUGAUAAUUGAAUUAUUAAUUAACAGUUGAUUAAUGUGUUUAUUUCCUAUUGGUGAGUAGAUAACACAUCAUAUUGUGUAUCCUUGUGUUCUGUGCACGUUGAAAACUCUACCCUGAGUAGGAGGUCCUUUCUUACAAAGCCAUGAUGUUGCCAACUCCCGUUUAGGUUUAAAAGAAGUAGCUGAGUUAGCAGCUUAACCAUAUUAUUUGCUUAACCUUGCCCAAAGAAAAUGGCGGACCCAGUCGACACUGUCUCGGUCAUCCAAACCAUCCAAAAGCUUCAAGGAAAGGUCGCAGUCGUCACUGGUGGAGCCAGUGGCAUCGGUGAAGCAACAGCACGGAAAUUUGCCUUGCAUGGCGCACGUGCCGUGGUUAUCGCCGAUGUCCAGGACGACAAAGGCCAAAACGUAGCCGCAUCGAUCGGUCCUGACCGCUCCACUUACAUCCACUGCGACGUGACCGACGAGGACCAGGUCAAAAUCUUGAUAGAAUCUACUGUCAAGAUCUACGGCCGCCUCGAUGUGAUGUUCAGCAACGCUGGCAUUGGCAGUGCGUCAAAGCAGACCGUGAUGGACUUCGACCUCUCCAACUACGACAAGCUCAUGGCGGUCAACGUCCGCGGGAUGGCGGCGUGUGUGAAGCAUGCGGCGAAGGUCAUGGUGGAGGGGGGCGUCAGAGGGAGCAUCGUGUGCACGGCGAGCGUGGCAGCGAGUGUUGGGGGGGCGUUCUUCACGGACUACACGAUGUCGAAGCAUGCGGUGUUGGGGUUGAUGAGGUCGGCGAGUCUGCAGCUGGGCGCGUACGGGAUACGCGUAAACUGUGUUUCACCGGGACCAGUGGUGACGCCGUUGCUAUGCUCGCUUUUCAAGGUGCAGGCUGAGGAUGCUGCGAAGAUGUUCGAGUCGCACUUUGGGUUGAAAGCUGAGGGGAAGAUGCUGUCGGCGGAGAGUGUGGCGGACGCCGCCCUUUUUUUGGCUUCGGAUGACUCUGAAUUUAUCACUGGCCAUAGUUUGGUUGUAGAUGGUGGAGUUGAGAUAAAAAACUGAAGAUUCAUCUCCAAAAAAUAAAGGGUAAUGCUAAGGAUAUUAAUUAGACCAAAUUUUAUAAGGCAUGUGAUAUGGUUUUUUUUUUUUUUAUUGAAUUAUUAUUUAUAUGUUAA